Myripristis murdjan (pinecone soldierfish) is the source of this 1210-nucleotide messenger RNA. RefSeq names its product retinol binding protein 1, cellular, tandem duplicate 1 (gene rbp1.1). The transcript has 4 exons. The record is from RefSeq and is a predicted model, not a curated record. NCBI's taxonomy places the organism in Eukaryota, Metazoa, Chordata, Actinopteri, Holocentriformes, Holocentridae. Gene Ontology annotation, molecular function: lipid binding. The coding region runs from base 99 to 503 and encodes 134 amino acids.
CGGGGUCCUGGCAUUCGAUCGCAAGUACCUGGCGACAUCGGAUCUCCUUUACUUCUUAAUCUACUGGAAGAAAGGAACAAGCCAGCAAAGAAGCCAAGAUGCCAGUCGAUCUGAACGGGUACUGGAAAAUGAUUUCCAAUGAAAACUUCGAGGAGUACCUGAAGGCUCUCGAUGUAAAUGUUGCCAUCAGGAAAAUUGCCACCUUGUUGAAGCCUGACAAGGACAUUACCCAUGAUGGGGACCACAUAAUCAUCAAAACCCUGAGCACCUUCAAAAACUACAACAUGGACUUCCAUGUUGGCAAAGAGUUUGAGGAGGACCUGUCUGGAGUGGACGACAGGAAAUGCAUGACCACUAUCACUUGGGAGGGAGACAAGCUGGUGUGUGUGCAGAAGGGAGAGAUUGAAGGAAGAGGCUGGACCCACUGGGUGGAGGGUGAUGAGCUUCAUCUGGAGCUGAGAGCUGCUGGAGUUGUUUCCAAGCAGAUCUUCAAGAAGACCUAAAUUGGUUUUUACCCAACAUGAUGGCACCCCCAGCUGAGAAGGGCUCACAGAGACACAACAGACACAAACCCAUGCCUCUGGUGUACCAUCCAUUCUCUCCAUUCAUCUAUCUCUUGAUCCGUCCAUCUAUCCAUCUUUUAUGGCUUUUUCUCACCACACAUUUUUAUUCCGGCAAGAAUUUUGCCUUAUCCUGCCAAAGUCAAUUCAUCCAUGGAUUAGGGCAGUGUACACAUCAUGUAACAUUGCAGAAGACAAACAAAAAUGUGUUCACAUCUGUCAGUGACUUAUACUGUACAUCUGUCUCAGGGUGGGUGCUCCUUUGAUUAACAUGCUUCACUGUGUUGGACACAUGAAUGCUGAUAGCUGUAGCUCAGUAGGUUUCAGCCAGUUUGUGCAUUAUGACCAGUGGGAAUGUAAUGAUUGCUGCAAAGAGAAAAAGUGAGUCAAAGAUAAAGUUUGGGGUUUUGUUAAAUCCUCUCUUUGUUCUCUGAAUAAUUGCUCUGGAUAGAUACUGAGGAAGGAAAAAAGCAGAAUAUUGGAGUUUGAUUAAGGACUGUGAACUUCUUUGCUUGUGAACUACUGAUGCCUAGUCUCCAGAGUGAACAUUAAAUGAAAUGUGUAUAUAUAUCUUUCCCAUUCCAUUUGGGAUUGUGCCCUUAAUAGGAAAAUUAAUCAAUCAAUAAAUGAAACAGUGCUCAGCAGUUUAA